Marchantia polymorpha subsp. ruderalis is the source of this 2356-nucleotide messenger RNA. Lineage: Eukaryota; Viridiplantae; Streptophyta; Marchantiopsida; Marchantiales; Marchantiaceae. The record is from the annotation of a GenBank genome assembly.
GAGUCGGGAGCGAAAGCGGGAGCACGAUCGUUGCUCUGCAUCUGGCCCGAGAAACGAUUCCCGUGGCAAUCGCGAUCCCACUCGCACUCGCACUCGCACUCGCGCUUGCGCGUCACCAUCACCAUCGCCACGCAAUCGAUCGAGCGGCACUCGCUCGAUUGAAUUCGACUUGUUCCCGGGCGUGCUGGUGAGCGACAACCGAAGAAUCGAAUGGGUAGAACCUAUUUGUCCGAACGGAUUGUCCACAAGAAAUUCAAACGAUCUGCCAACAAUCUCUCCGUGCGCUCAGUUAGGGCUGUGGCCCUCGAGGUCUGCCUUCAACGGUGACCUUCCUUCGAAUCGUGAAACUGCCGAUAAGGUUGUGGUUUGCGUCGGAUGAAAUUGCCGGCAAUCAAACGGGCGCGAGCAAUCGAGGCUCCGGCUGGGGGAAGCGUUGGGACGGUCAGGACCACGGUGGCAGUCCGGACCUCGAUUUCCGCGAGAAGGCGUUCAUUUAUGGAAGCUUCAUUCAACGACACAGCCAAAGCCAGAGCCGAAGCCAGAGCCAGAGCCAGAGCCAGAGCCGGGCGUAAGGGUGAGCGUCAAGUGAGUGCAAUGAAAAGGCGUCGCGAGGCAUUUUCUUCGAGCAUUUGAAUAACAUCCGCAGAAGUGAUCGCUCGAGAGAGCUUCCAGUCCGUGGAGAGCUUCUAAUCCCAGACGACUUCGAACACGAAGUGCCUGGCGAACCCGCUGAAAUCAGAUUUCUUGUAAAGUUUGGCUCGAUCGAGGGCCAGGAGCACAUUGGGCCAUAAAACCCUGGUCUUAACCGCUCCCCGUGCUAGAUCGCUGCCUUGAUUCGGUGAAAGCCUGGACGCCGUGUCGCGCAGUGGGGAGAGCAGAGGCUGUCCACAAGGCGCAAAAUCCAUGGCAAGAAUUGCCGGAUUUUGCAACAGACUGGGACAUACGGGAGGGUCAACCACGGGGUCAAUGGGAGUCUUAAGGCGAUGCGGGAGAUGGGAGAGGAAUGAGUAACCACGAGGUCUCGGACCACAGAAGCAGAUAGAGAGGAAUGAAACGAACCGGCAGUCACGGCAAACACCUGGGAGUGCGGGUGGUCUGGGAUGAGGAGAAUUUGGACUAUUUGGAGGCACACAAAACUCCGAAGCAGAAAAUCGACGAGCCGAAGACACCGUACCAUCCGCCGGGAGCUGAGGACAACAUUGUGAGCCCGACUCCUCUUGAGAACGCAUUGCAUGCCGACGCAAUUAGACUAGCCCUAUCGCAAGUUGCGUCGACCACCGAUGACCGAUACUACAACGACGGUGAGGGCGCCAGCAGCAGCAGCAGCAGUGGUGCAGGCCCCAGCACCAGCAGCCCUGUUGCCCAGUGUCGAUUUCCACCUUAUGAUCGUGAAACCAAGAGUAUUGACUUUGACGAGCCUCCGUCCAAACCCAGGCGUCACAAGAGUUUUGAAGAAAAGAGGCACAUGCACCAUCUGGAAUACCGCAGGGCCAAAAGCAUGCUAUCUAACCAACCCAUGAUUGAGGAGGAUGAAAAUGAGUAUAGAGACCAAGCUUCUGGGAGCUGUAGUUCGUGUCAAGAUGAUCAUGAUCAUCUUCGCAAAGGAAUCGGUGACAUCGAAAUUCGCGACGCCUAAAGUACCAACACCCUCCAUUCCAAGGUUCGCAAGACAGGAAUUACAGAUGCUGCUUUGCUCUCUGACCUCGAUCUCUCGUCACACGACUCUACUCCGCUCCUAUGAUAAGAACCGAACAGAAGUGACUUCCGUCACAUCGACUUCCUCAUUCAGAAAGUUGUUCUUAGCAAAGAAAGACACUGAGUCAAGUCUUCGGUGCUUGCAGCCCGCAUCUGGCACAAGACCUUACACAUGGUAGUCAGGUCGUGACAGCAGUAGGAUCGACGUGAUCACGUGAGGACGUGAAAGGCCAAAUUCCAGGGGCAACCGAACAAGGUCGGUGAGUUACAUGAAGUGGAUCCACUUCAGACCAUGUGAUGAAGAAACAUAUUUCUCGUUUCUGCGGAGAAUCUUUUUAAGUAAAACUGCGACAGGUGACAGUUUCUGUAGCUUACAGUGAGGACUUGCGUGAUUUUCAUAUUCAUGGAAAGGCCUGUUUGGGAACCUUUGAUGCAUUGAUGCUUUGGUAACUUUGUACAUUCCAGUUCCAGGUAUUUCAUUCUACGACUUGUGACCGACAGACUAGACUAUACAAAUUGUUUUCUACAGCCAUACCUUCUCAGUGCCUGAACUUGUAGAAGAGUCUUAACAGCUAUAGCGUUCACAAGUAAUGUGGCUGCUUGUCACGAACUUAUUCAACAGACAAAUCAGAUGCCAUCUUUACAAGCACAUGAUUUCACG